Messenger RNA from Hibiscus syriacus, 977 nucleotides. RefSeq names its product succinate dehydrogenase subunit 5, mitochondrial-like. Lineage: Eukaryota; Viridiplantae; Streptophyta; Magnoliopsida; Malvales; Malvaceae. The record is from RefSeq and is a predicted model, not a curated record. The transcript is spliced from 4 exons. Bases 44 to 763 code for a protein of 239 amino acids. Gene Ontology annotation, biological process: tricarboxylic acid cycle. Gene Ontology annotation, cellular component: respiratory chain complex II (succinate dehydrogenase).
UUAGUGUCUUCAUAUUUGGCUAAAUCAAAAAGCCUCAGAAAAAAUGGAGAGGAUGAUGGUUUUGAGAUCCAUUUGUAGAGCCGCGUGUUUCAGAUCUUCCCGUUUCUCGGCUAUUGCCGUUGCUGCCACCAAUCACAACCACCACUUGGGUUUCCGGAAUCUCUACUCAAUCUCAUCACUUUCCGCUCCUAAUCCGCCCACUAACUUUCCUUCGGGUGGCAGGUCAUCCCUGAGAUUGGGGAGCACACGCUAUUUUAGUGAUGACGUAUCUCAUAUGCCUGUCAUAACGGACACUGAGAUUCGGAAUGUUUUUAAGGACUUAAUGGCUGCAAGUUGGGAUGAGCUUCCUUAUUCUGUGGUACAAGAUGCAAAGAAAGCCUUGUCCAAGAAUACUGAUGACAAAGCCGGCCAGGAAGCUUUGAAAAAUGUCUUCCGCGCUGCUGAAUCUGUUGAAGAGUUUGGUGGUAUUCUGAUCAGCAUGAAAAUGGAACUUGAUGACAGUAUUGGAAUGAGUGGAGAGAAUGUAAAACCUCUGUCGAGUGAUUUUUCGGCUGCACUUAAGACAGUUUUUCAGAAGUAUGCAACUUACUUGGAUGCAUUUGGUUCUGAUGAAAUCUACUUGAAAAAGAAGGUGGAGACGGAUUUGGGAUCAAAGAUGAUCUACCUAAAGAUGAGAUGUGGUCACCUUGGUGCUGAGUGGGGAAAGAUUACUGUUCUUGGAACCUCUGGACUUUCUGGAUCUUAUGUGGAGCAAAGAGCUUAGCACUAAAGUGUUGAGGGUGUUCACGUCAACAUUUUUCCCCUGUUUUAGAUAAUUUCUAUGAAUACUAGGAGACAGGUUGGUGUUUUCCUGGAAAACCUUGAACGUUGGAGUUUGCUUGGUCCCUAAAUAAAUGGCUUAUGUUUAUCAACAACAAUAAAUCAAAGUGUAAAAUCAUGCUUCUUUAUAUGGUGAGAUUUUCCACCAUGUUUCCUCA